Messenger RNA from Eremothecium gossypii ATCC 10895, 1785 nucleotides. RefSeq names its product protein channel TOM70 (gene TOM70). Gene Ontology annotation, cellular component: mitochondrial outer membrane. NCBI's taxonomy places the organism in Eukaryota, Fungi, Ascomycota, Saccharomycetes, Saccharomycetales, Saccharomycetaceae. Gene Ontology annotation, molecular function: protein binding. The transcript has a single exon. Bases 1 to 1785 code for a protein of 594 amino acids. The record is from RefSeq and is marked provisional.
AUGUCAUCAGAGAACUCGUUUGCUGGGUUUGUAUCUAGAAAUAGGACGGCGAUCAUCGCCACUGCGGCUGCCGGCGCAUCUGCGGUGGGGGCGUACUACUACUACCAGCAGUUACAGCGGCAAAGUAGCGGCGAGGUUUCUAAAGAUGCAACAGGCAGCACCGAUGUGAAGAGCAAGAAGAAGAAGAAGCGGAACAACAAGAAGAAGUAUCCGGUUGACCAGAAUGGCGAGCCGGAUCUUUCGGGGAUGGCGACGUUUACCGAAGAGCAAAAAGAAAAGUACGCGAUGGCGUUGAAGGACAAGGGGAACGAGUGCUUUAAGGACCAGCGGUACGAGGAGGCGAUCAAGUUCUACGACUGCGCGUUGAAGCUAAAAGAAGACCCGGUGUUCUACUCGAAUCGGUCGGCGUGCUACGUGCCCUUGAACAAGCUGGAGAAGGUUGUGGAGGACACCACUGCUGCACUAAAGCUGAAACCCGACUAUUCUAAGUGUUUGCUUCGUCGUGCAACAGCUAAUGAAUCGUUGGGUAAUUAUGCUGAUGCUAUGUUGGAUUUAUCUGCCGUAUCUCUAUACGGCGGGUACAGCUCGCAGACAAUUGAGCCCGUGCUGGAGCGGAAUAUGAACAAGCAGGCUAUGCAAGUAUUGAAACAGAAACUCUCUGGUGGAGAGAAACACGAACUUCCUUCCAAUACUUCCUUAGCGUCUUUCUUCCGCAUCUUCCCUUCGGAGACAUCGUUGGAGAACUACGAUGAAACUUCCGAGGCAGACCGCAUUCUUCUCAAGGGAUUGUGCGCCCUACACGCGCGCCAGGCAGGCUCCUAUGAAAUUGCUGAUGAAGCCUUUACCGAUGCUGUAGAAAAGUUCACCGCAGCUCAUGAAGCCAACCCAGAUAAUGCUGCUUUGAAGCAGAAACUAGCGAUUGCAUUGGAACACGUUGGUAUUUUGAAGUUCCUUAAGAACGAACCAUUGGAAGCUCACAAUCUUCUCCAGAAGGCUAUCGACUUGUUCCCAAGGCCAAACUCUUACAUAUACAUGGGAUUGAUUAUGGCGGACAAGGGCCAGGCUGAUGAGUACGCUCAGAACUUUGAAAAGGCUUUGGAGUUGGAUCCAAAAUCGUCUGCUGCUUACUACCACCGUGCCCAAAUGAACUUUGUGAUCCAGCAGUUUGACCAGGCUGGUAAGGACUUUGACAAGGCUAAGGAAUGUGACCCUAGCAGAGUUUACCCUUACAUUCAGUUGGCCUGCCUCGCUUACCGUGAGAAGAAAUUCGACGACUGUGAGACACUUUUCAGCGAAGCUAGAAGAAGGUUCCCUACUGCUCCAGAAGUUCCAAACUUCUACGCAGAGAUUCUCUCAGACAAGGGCGAUUUCGAGAAUGCUCUAAAGGAAUACGACUUUGCCAGAAAGUUGGAGGAUGCUCAGGAGGGUAUUCACGUUGGUGUCGCUCCAUUGGUCGGCAAGGCCGCCCUUUUGGCAAGACAGCCAUCUGCUAGCAACUUUGCAGAGGCUACCAAGUUGUUUGAAUUAGCAUGUGAGAAGGACCCAAGAUCGGAACAAGCCAAGAUAGGUCUUGCCCAGCUAAAACUACAACAAGAAGAAGUGGACGAGGCCAUCAAGUUGUUUGAAGCGGCUGCUGACUUGUCUCGCGCUUUCGAAGAGAAGCUACAGGCUACGACAUUUGCAGAGGCAGCAAAGAUUCAGAAGAGAAUCAGAGCUGACCCAGUCAUGAGCGCCAAGAUUCAGGAAACUCUGGACGCCUACCGUGCCCAGGGCAUGGUGGUCUGA